Messenger RNA from Saccharomyces kudriavzevii IFO 1802, 3282 nucleotides. It is a transcript of the gene NMD2, whose product is annotated as Nmd2p. The transcript has 2 exons. Gene Ontology annotation, biological process: nuclear-transcribed mRNA catabolic process, nonsense-mediated decay. The record is from RefSeq and is a predicted model, not a curated record. Gene Ontology annotation, cellular component: cytoplasm; exon-exon junction complex. Gene Ontology annotation, molecular function: RNA binding; protein binding. The coding region runs from base 1 to 3282 and encodes 1093 amino acids. Lineage: Eukaryota; Fungi; Ascomycota; Saccharomycetes; Saccharomycetales; Saccharomycetaceae.
AUGGACGAUGGAAGAAAAAGGGAAUUACAUGAGUUAAAUGCCCGAGCUUGGAAUGGCGAGGAAGUCUUCCCCUUGAAAAGUAAGAAAUUAGACUCAAGUAUAAAGAGAAACACUGGUUUCAUAAAAAAAUUAAAAAAGGGAUUUGUAAAAGGUUCAGAAGCCUCAUUACUGAAGGAUCUAGGUGAGGCCUCCUUAGAAAAGUAUCUUUCGGAGAUAAUAGUUACCGUGACUGAGUGUCUGCUGAACGUUCCAAAUAAAAACGACGACGUAAUUGCCGCUGUUGAAAUUAUAAGUGGGCUUCAUCAAAGAUUCAAUAUUCGGUUCACUGGUCUUCUUUUGGGCGCUUUUUUACAAGCAUUUGAGAAUCCUUCAGUUGACAUUGAGUCGGAAAGAGAUGAACUUCAAAGGAUAAGUAGAAUCAAAGGAAAUCUCCGUGUGUUCACCGAACUUUACUUAGUUGGAGUUUUCAGGACAUUGGAUGAUGCUGAGUCAAAAGACACCAUACCAAACUUUCUACAGAAGAAAAUUGGCAAAAAAGAUCCCUUACUAUUUAGCAUCUUAAGGGAGGUACUUAAUUACAAGUUCAAACUGGGUUUUACCACCACUAUUGCGACAGCGUUCAUCAAGAAAUUCGCACCUUUUUUCCAUGAUGACAAUAAUUCUUGGGAUGACUUGAUUUCGGAUUCAAACUUGAAAUGCACCUUGCAAUCUUUGUUCAAAAUUUUUAUAGAUGCUACCUUUUCUAGGGCCUCAGAACUGCAUAAAAGGGUGAAUAAACUACAAAGGGAACAUCAAAAAUGCCAGAUAAGAACGGGAAAGUUGAGAGACGAGUACAUAGAUGAGUACGAUGAGCUACUUCCGAUAUUCAUCAGAUUCAAGAGUUCCGCGGUUACCUUGGGAGAAUUUUUCAAGCUAGAAACUCCAAAACUCGAAGGCGUUUCUAAUGAUGAUCUGAAAGAAAUUGCUUCUCCAAUGAUCACGAACCAGAUGUUACCACCGAAUCAACGAUUGUGGGAAAACGAAGACGCAAGGAAAUUUUACGAGGUUUUACCAGAUAUCUCCGAGGCCGUGGAAGAAUCACAACCCACCAAAACUGAAAAAGAUUCAAAUACGAACUCCAAAAAUAUCAAUCUAUUCUUUGCAGAUUUAGAAAUGGCAGACUCUAAAGAUAUAAUUGAUGAGCUCUCGAUCAGAUAUUGGUCGUCGCUUUUGGAUAAUAAAGCCACAAGAAACCGAAUAUUGAAAUUUUUCAUGGAAACACAAGACUGGAGCAAAUUGCCAGUAUAUUCCAGAUUUAUUGCAACAAACAGUAAAUACAUGCCAGAGAUCGUCUCCGAAUUUAUUAACUACCUGGAUAAUGGGUUUAGGAACCAACUGCAUUCUAAUAAGAUUAAUGUAAAAAAUAUCAUCUUCUUUGGUGAAAUGAUCAAGUUUCUAUUAAUACCGUCAUUUAUGAUUUUCCACAAGAUUAGAACAUUAAUUAUGAAUAUGCAAGUGCCAAAUAAUGUGGAAAUUUUGACCAUUCUAUUGGAACACUCAGGAAAAUUCCUACUAAAUAAACCAGAAUAUAAGGAAUUAAUGGAAAAAAUGGUCCAAUUAAUCAGAGACAAAAAGAAUGAUAGACAAUUGAACAUGAACAUGAAAGGUGCGCUGGAAAACAUAAUCACUUUACUUUACCCUCCGUCUGUUAAGUCUUUGAAUGUUGCAAUAAAAACGCUUACAUUAGAACAACAGUUUUAUCGUAUUCUGAUUAGAAGUGAACUAAGUAACCUAGAUUUCAAGCAUGUCGUAAAGCUGGUUCGUAAAGCCCACUGGGCUGAUUCAGCUAUUCAGAAAACACUAUUUUCUUUGUUUUCAAAGCCACAUAAGGUAAGUUACCAAAAUGUUCCCCUACUAACUAAAGUUCUAGGUGGUCUAUACAGUUAUCACCGUGACUUUGUCAUCAAGUGUAUAGAUCAAAUAUUAGAAAACACUGAACGGGGCUUAGAGAUCAACGAUUAUGGACAAAAUAUGCAUAGGAUAUCGAACGUGAGGUAUUUAACUGAGAUCUUUAACUAUGAAAUGAUAAAAUCCGACGUUUUGUUAGAUACCAUUUAUCACAUUAUAAGAUUCGGUCACGUAAAUAACCAACCCAAUCCUUUUUAUCUGAAUGAUUCAGAUCUACCAAAUAAUUACUUCAGAAUUCAGCUGGUUACUACAAUUCUACUAAAUAUCAACAGGACACCUGCUGCCUUUACUAAAAAGUGCAAAAUUUUGUUAAGGUUUUUGGAAUAUUACAUUUUUACCAAAGAUCAGCCUUUACCUAAAGAGACACAGUUCAGGGUUUCCAGCACAUUCAAAAAGUAUGAAAAUAUUUUCGACAACUCCAAGUUUGAAAGAUCAGAAAACCUGGUCGAAAGUGCUCUGAAGCUGGAAACUUUACUGAAAUCAUUAAACACUAUAAAAAGCAGAGAGACCGAAUCGGAAGGAUCUUCGGCAAGCACUGGUGGCGGUAUUGUAAGCGCAGUUUCCAUUGAUGUAAGUGCUGAUGAAAAUGAUGAUGAUGAUGAUGAUGAUGAUGAUGAUGAUGAUGAAAAUGAUGAUGGUGUCGAUUUAUUAGGAGAAGAUGAGGAAGUGGAGACAAGUGCGGCUGAUACUGAAUCAGUACCAGGGAAAUGUCAAGAGAAGCAUGAUGAGAGUGAGGAUGAUGACGAAGACGAAGACGAGGAUGAAGAUGAAGACGAAGAUGAAGAUGACGAUGAAGAUGAAGAUGAAGACAGUGAUUCUGAUUCCGAAUAUGGUGGCGAAGAUGAAGAUGACGACGAAGAUAGUGAUUCUGAUUUGGAAUAUGGUGGUGACCUUGACGCCGACAGAGAUAUUGAAAUGAAACGAAUGUAUGAAGAGUACGAGAAGAAAUUAAAAGAUGAAGAAGAAAGAAAGGCAGAAGAAGAAUUGGAAAGGCAGUUUCAACAAAUGAUGCAAGAAUCCUUAGACGCAAGAAAGAGCGAAAAAGUUGUUGCUAGCAAAAUACCAGUAAUUCCAAAGCCGGUUAGCGUACAAAAUCCCUUAUUGCUGAAAAAGAAUGAAAAGCUUUCUUUCAAUAUGAAAAACGACGAAGAAUCAUCUAAUCCAAAGAAAAUUGCAUUUACGUUUUUGACUAAGAGUGGCAAGAAAACGCAAUCAAGAGUUUUACAGUUACCGACGAAUGUGAAGUUUGUUUCUGAUGUUCUUGAAGAAGAAGAAAAGCUGAAAACCGAAAGAGACAAAAUCAAAAGGAUUGUUCUAAAACGCUCCUUUGAUUGA